AGCCAUGAUGGAAGAAGACAUAGAAUUAUGGCAACAAGUUUUCCAGGAGCUGAUUCAAGAAGUGAAACCAUGGCACAAAUGGACCCUCACACAAGACAAGGGCCUUCUUCCUAAUGUUCUGAAGCCAGGAUGGAUGCAAUACCAGCAAAAGACCUUUGCCAGGUUCCACUGUUCCUGCUGCUCUCGCAGCUGGGCCUCUGGCUGCGUCCUGACAAUCUUCCACAUGCACUGGUGUGAGAAGAAGGGCCAGGGCCAGGUGAAGAUGAGGGUCUUCGCUCAGAGAUGUAACAAGUGCCCUGAGCCUCCGUUUGAGGCUCCAGAGUUCACUUGGGACAACAUCUCAAGGAUCCUGAACAACCUGCUCUUCAGAAUUCUGAAGAAGUGCUAUGGAGAAGGGUUUAAGCAAAUGGAUGAGAUUCCUUUGCUUGGAGACACCAGUCUUGAAGGACCACAUGACAGCAACAACUGUGAGGCAUGUCUGCAGGGCUUUUGUGCUCAGAGUGGCUUAGGCCUAGCCUCAAAACCACCAGCGCGCACAUUAUCUCCCACCCCCUCUAAGACAACUAGGGAGCCUAAGGUCACGGCCAUUUACAGCAACGACCCCCGCUCACAGACCUCCUCUAAAGUGGAAAAGCCCCAAGCAUCAAAAGUGAACCCCAAAGCCAGUAACCCUUCCAAAGCUGCCCUCAAGGUUAGCCACAUCUCACACUCAUCAACUACAAUAUUGACAACCCAACCGUUGUCACGGGUAAGCUCACCUACCCCAACAUGUGUCACUCAAAUGCCUUCUCCCGUCAAGAGCAGCAGAGCAGCAGAUGCAGGAAAGAAGACCAGGUCCAAGACCCCAAAGGCAUUGCCCCCAUCCUCCUCAUUUGUCCCACCCACUUCCUCCUUAUUUGUCCCAACCACUUCCUCCUCAUUUGUCCCACCCACUUCCUCCUCAUUUGUCCCACCCACUUCCUCCUCAUUUGUCCCGCCCACUCGCUCCUAUGUUGUGCCCGAUUUUUGGAGACCACCAGCAAACACCGCCUGCCAGGUAGAGAGAAGCAGCCAUAUCCAUCCACCAAGUGAAUCUUGCUGUGAAGCUUGCUGUGGGGCCUGCUGCCAGGACUUCUGUGAGUGCCGCAGGGCCUGCUGCAGGGGCUUUUGUAAUUGCAUGUCACGUAAACCGUGUCAAUUUUUGGUCUUCCUAUUCACUGUUGCUUUUAUUGUGACACUUUGCCUAAAAUAUGGUAUAUGAGUCUUGAAAAAAGAAUGCUGAAUGGGAAAAAAAAUCACAACAUCCCCAAAAAGUCACACAUUGUGUAACCCCUUUAUAUGAAAUGUCAAUAAAAUUAGUAGUGGAGUCCAGAGGUGGCUACCAGGACUGGAGGAAGGGAAAAGUAUAAAGCCACCGUUUAACCAAUGUGGGUCUUGUGAGGAAGAGGGUGAUGAAAAUGUUUGGGAAUUUGAGGAGAUGGCAACAGUCUCUCAACUCCGU
Molecule: messenger RNA, 1480 nt
Organism: Peromyscus eremicus (cactus mouse)
Lineage: Eukaryota; Metazoa; Chordata; Mammalia; Rodentia; Cricetidae
Gene: Rtp3
Product: receptor transporter protein 3
Exons: 2
Coding region: 5-1240 (411 amino acids)
Biological process (GO): detection of chemical stimulus involved in sensory perception of bitter taste; protein insertion into membrane; protein targeting to membrane
Cellular component (GO): cytoplasm
Molecular function (GO): olfactory receptor binding
Source: RefSeq, a predicted model, not a curated record